AUGGGCGACGCCCUGGAGCGUCUCUAUGACCAAAAUCUCGGGCUUCAAACCCGUCUCCCCAUGAGUGAAACCCUUAAUCAGAUCUCCAAACUACGCUGGGAACUCGCCCAGUGGCAGGAUAAUCUCCCACCCCCUCUACAAAUAAUCACCUCCCAGGAGGCGGUGGAUGACGUCCCUUUGACAGCUGGAACCAUGAGACUCCGCGUCCUACUUUCUCUCCGCUUCCUCGGUGCGAGAAUACUUAUUCUACGUCCAGUCCUGAGUCAAUUCCUCGAUCUGCCGGGUAUGACAGCCUCAAACGAACACCAGGCGGAGUGGCUGCGGAACUCGGGUGCUGUUUUGCUGGCGGAUUUGGUCCGCACGUGUGGUGAUAUCCUGCAAAUCACUUUCAACUCAUCCCUGGCUGUCUUGGGAAUUCUUCUGAUAAAAAGAAUACCCGCAUACUCCGGACAAUUAUCUACCUUUUCCGUGUCUGAACUGCGAGGUCUGCUUGAGACAGCUGUGGAGACCCUAGGUGGGUUGAAUAAGGGCAGUGAAACCGUCAUGCGCUGUCGAGAUACUUUGACGUGGCUUAUCACUACAUUUGAUUUUGAUGCGAAUGUAGCCGGAUUCGCACCAGCAUCAUUUUCACUGUCGCCAUCCAGCGCGUGGGCUUGGCAACUGGUUAAUCCGGGCUUGUUCAGCUCGGAGGUAUCGCUAAGUCUUGCUCCAGGGACAUUUGAUGUUCUGUCUGGCUCUCAGUUUCCAAUGCCGACAAAUAUUGGAGUGCGCCCAGAGCACGACAUCUUUCAUUUCCCUGGAUGA
Messenger RNA from Penicillium hordei, 804 nucleotides. RefSeq names its product fungal specific transcription factor domain-containing protein. Lineage: Eukaryota; Fungi; Ascomycota; Eurotiomycetes; Eurotiales; Aspergillaceae. Gene Ontology annotation, biological process: positive regulation of transcription from RNA polymerase II promoter by galactose. Bases 1 to 804 code for a protein of 267 amino acids. The record is from RefSeq and is a predicted model, not a curated record. The transcript is spliced from 3 exons. Gene Ontology annotation, cellular component: nucleus. Gene Ontology annotation, molecular function: RNA polymerase II cis-regulatory region sequence-specific DNA binding; DNA-binding transcription factor activity, RNA polymerase II-specific.